AUGAAGCUCCCGGAUCUGCAUAAGGAAUCGGCUAUACACUAUCAUAACAAGUGCAUUUCGCAUCUGAUGGGGGUGUCCGCAGAUCCGAUCAAUUCAUGCAGUGAUGAUGCUUUAGCGGCCAUUACCAUACUGAGAUAUCAUGAGCAGGUUGACACUCACUUUACCGGCACCGAUAACGAGACUUUCUCCAUUGCUGUCCGUGCCGUAUUCCAGGCUUUUCAAAACGACGCAGACGGGCUCCUGCACCUAAUUCUUCAACCUCCCCGCGGAUCAGAUGUCUAUGCAACGUCGCUUUCGUCUCUUCGAUUCUCAGCUUGUCUUAUUGCACUUCGUCAAGAGAUCUGGUCGGUUCUCAUGCAUCGCCGUCCAUUCCGACUACCGAUCCUCCCUGUCGAGAACUAUGGAAUUUUUGAUGAUACCUUGGCCGCUGAUGACUAUGACUGGACCAACCGAGUUCUCAUCUGGUGUGCCCACGUCCUCAAAUUCUGCUACCCAGACGACAACGACGACGAACAGCAAAUCGAUAACCGAACUCAGUCCCAACAAUGGGAAGCUAUCAAAGACUUCCAGAGAAAUUGGGACGAGAAACGACCUCCUCAUUUCGCACCACUCUACUACCGCGAACGCAACCCAUCAGAAGGUCAAUACUUCCCCGAAUACUGGAUAACCAGUCCAUGCCAAAUGCUAGCCCUCCAACAUAUCGAAUUAGCACGUAUAGUCCUUGCUGUGCACGAUACCAAGAUCCAACUCGGCAUUGGCGGCAGAGCUGCGCACAAAGCACUAGAAGAGCUUAUGCGAGAAGCGACUAGACGUGUUUGCGGUUUGGCUAUGUCGCAAAAGUGGUGCCAAGAGGGAAUGGUGACUGCUGCUGUUGGAUUGUCCAUGUGUGGCGAGUAUUUCCAAGAUCCGGGAGAACAGGCUGCGAUUAUGGAGUUGGUGACGUUGCUUGAGCGUGAUCAUGCUUGGCCAACCAGCACUUUGUUGAAUAAGCUUUGGGAAUCUUGA
Molecule: messenger RNA, 1005 nt
Organism: Fusarium musae
Lineage: Eukaryota; Fungi; Ascomycota; Sordariomycetes; Hypocreales; Nectriaceae
Exons: 2
Coding region: 1-1005 (334 amino acids)
Source: RefSeq, a predicted model, not a curated record